AUGAUGCUGUCCAGAGCUGCCGUGCGCUCCAUUGCGGGCGCGCGUGUCGCAGCUCACGCGGCGUCGCCUCUCUUGUCGCAGCGCACUCUGCCCGCCGUCUGGACCCGUUCCAUGGCCAAGGACAACAAGCCUCCCAAGUUCUCUAAGCCCGAGAGCACUCCCGCACAAAAGGCUACUCCCAAGGCCCCCGAGCCCGCCGAAUCUGAGAAAGCUGAGCAGAAGCAGCAGCAGCAGCAACAACAACAACAACAAACCCCAGCCGAAUCCGAAUCCGAACCCGAACCCGAAAUCGACCUGUCCAAGCUCCCCGAUCUAAGAGGUGGUAUUCCCACCACCCUAGAGUAUGAGAUGGCCCAGAAGGAAGCCGGCAAGAAGCCCGUCGCCGGUGAGGAGGCAGAGACACAGGCCGAGGGCGCCGAGGGCCCUGAGGCCGCUACGUCAGGCAGCGGUGGUGGUGGCCGCAAGAAGGGCCAGCUCCCCGAUUCUGCCUACGUUUCUUCUACCGAGAAGCGCCGCCAAAAGAUGGCCAACUGGGCCUUCAUUGCCUCUGGUCUCGCUUUGGUUGGUGGAACGAUCUACUUGGGCAGGGAAUGGGAUGAGGAGGAGCUUGAGAAGCACCAUGAUAUACCAAAUGGCUGGGGUCUCGGCCUGUGGUGGAAGAGGGCCAAGGCCAGGAUGACUGGAACCGUCAGCUACUACCAGGAACCUGCCUUCGAGAAGCUGCUACCCGACCCGGAUCCGUCCUUCGAGCGCCCGUACACCCUCUGUAUCAGUCUGGAAGAUAUGCUGGUGCAUAGCGAGUGGACGCGCGACCACGGCUGGCGUCUCGCCAAGCGUCCCGGUGUCGACUACUUCUUGCGCUACCUCAGCCAGUACUACGAGAUUGUUCUCUUCACCAGCGUUCCCUUUGCCAACGCUGAGCCUAUUGUCCGCAAGAUGGACCCGUACCGCUUCAUCAUGUGGCCCCUCUUCAGGGAGGCGACCAAGUACAAGGAUGGCGAGAUCGUCAAGGACCUUUCUUAUCUCAACAGAGACUUGUCCAAGGUCAUCAUCAUUGAUACCGACCCCAAGCACGUGCGCGCCCAGCCCGAGAACGCCAUCGUCCUCCCCAAGUGGAAGGGUGAUCCCAAGGAUACCGAGCUCGUGUCCCUCGUCCCCUUCCUCGAGUUCAUCCACACCAUGAACUUCCCCGAUGUUCGCAAGGUCCUCAAGUCCUUCGAGGGCCAGCACAUCCCCACCGAGUUCGCCCGUAGAGAGGCCAUUGCCCGCGCUGAGCACAACAAGCUCGUUGCCGCCAAGGCCAAGAAGGCUGGCCUCGGCUCACUUGGCGCCCGCUUCGGUAUCAAGCCUAGCAAGCUGAACCCCAUGGCCAUGGAGGGCGAGGAGGAUCCUUCUGAGGCUUUUGCUAAGGGCAAGAUGAUCCAGGAUAUUGCCCGUGAGCGCGGCAUGCGCAACUACCUGGCCAUGGAGGAGGAGAUCAAGAAGAACGGCGAGAUGUGGCUCAAGAUGGAGCAGGAGGCGCAGGAGAAGGCCCAGAAAGAGAUGAUGAAGAACAUGCAGAGUUCCGUCUUUGGCUGGUUCGGCGGUGCUCCCAGCGGCGAGCAGCAGUCCGGCGAGUCGGAGAAGAAGGCCUAAUCGACCAAACGAAUCCGCCCCCUCAGCUAUCCGCGACAAUAUGUAUCAACACCUUGUGACCAUUUUCUUGUACUUUUACCAUGUCUUUGCUAUUUCUUUUUUCCAUUUUCCAUUCUCUGUUCAUGAUUGGCGUCACUACAGGGAUUUACCGGACUUCUCUGCUCCGGUCAUGGUAUUCUUCCUUCACAUGCGGAGCAUUGGAAUAGGCGUGGGUCACUUAGGAAAGAGAAGGUUUCAUACAUCUACAUAAUCUGUCUGAGGGGUGUGGCUCUAGAGGUGCUGUAGAAUGUCUCUCAACGGAAAAGUUAUGACAAUUCCAACACUUUUCAAUAUCACUUCAG
This is a messenger RNA of Neurospora tetrasperma FGSC 2508, 1976 nucleotides long. Its product is annotated as mitochondrial import inner membrane translocase subunit tim-50. Gene Ontology annotation, molecular function: phosphoprotein phosphatase activity. The record is from RefSeq and is a predicted model, not a curated record. Lineage: Eukaryota; Fungi; Ascomycota; Sordariomycetes; Sordariales; Sordariaceae. The coding region runs from base 1 to 1635 and encodes 544 amino acids. The transcript is spliced from 2 exons.